Molecule: messenger RNA, 2623 nt
Organism: Ochlerotatus camptorhynchus
Lineage: Eukaryota; Metazoa; Arthropoda; Insecta; Diptera; Culicidae
Product: zinc finger protein 14-like
Exons: 2
Coding region: 65-2587 (840 amino acids)
Biological process (GO): regulation of transcription by RNA polymerase II
Cellular component (GO): nucleus
Molecular function (GO): zinc ion binding; DNA-binding transcription activator activity, RNA polymerase II-specific; RNA polymerase II cis-regulatory region sequence-specific DNA binding
Source: RefSeq, a predicted model, not a curated record
AAGUCGAUGUUGUGUGAAUUUUAAUUUGAUUAAAAUCUUGCAGUUUUAUUGAAAUCUCUUGGUUAUGACUGAACAGCUAAACAUCGACAGCUAUUGCCGCGUCUGCAUGGUCCAAAAUCCAGACGAAUUGAUAUCGUUGUUCCAAAUACACGAUAGCGAAGACGAUGUGAUUGCAAACAUGAUUAUUGACUGUACGGAGGUGAUGGUCUCCGACGACGACAAUUUACCUCAACAUAUUUGCAGAGAUUGUCUGAUCCGGCUGAACCAUGCCUACAAACUACGUAAGCAAUGUCAACGGUCAGAUGAAGCAUUCCGGGCCAUGUUAUUACGAGUUGACCAGCAAUCUUUUAAAUCUGAAAUGGAGGUAUACGAUCCUUCGCCAAAACUCUUUCUUGCAUCUUUGAAUGAACAACACUUCCAGCUAUUGAAUACACAAAAAGAUUACAGGCUCGUCAAGAUUACAGGACUUCGGUGCUGUGGCUGUAACCGUAUUUUUGGGAAUAGUGACGAACUCAAAAACCAUUCCAUAAUGUUCCAUACACUUUCGGCAAAAUGUGACCUGAACACGCAUGAGUGUACUGUGUGUGGAUUUGGGUUCGGCAGUAGAAAGGAACUGACCGAUCAUGAAAUGGACUUGCAGGAUCUGUACUAUGUUUGCAAUCAAUGUGAGCUAAUGUUGAAUACUGAGGAUGAUUUGGUGCAACAUCUAAAGGAUAUUCAUGAGGUCGAGGAGUUGUCCCAAUCAUCUGAAAAGAAUGUCAUCCCUUCUGAAGACUCCCAAUGUGAUCUUAAGUUGGAAGAAGAACUCAUGGAGGAAGGACAGGAGAUUGAAUAUCUUGACGAAGAUGAAGACUAUCACGAGUAUGUCGACUUAACCAUGAAGAUUAAAACGGAAUCUGCUAAUGAAGAUAGUCCUGAAACGAAGAAGCAGCUAUUACGUACUCUUCCGGGAUCGGAGUUUGUAAGCAGAACGGAGGAAUUUUCCAAAUAUAGUAUAUACCAUCUACGUGGAGAACGUUGCUGUGGCUGCCUUAGGCUAUUUGUAGACAUCGAAUCGUUGCUAAUACACUGCGAUCACGAACAUGGAAACCGACAAAAGAUAAAAGUGGCAAAGUAUCAGUGUGAUGUGUGUUUUCAGCGAUUCGGAAGUAGUCUGCUUUUAAGCAAACACAAACAAGUUGCCAAAGGCAAAACUAUGUACCACUGCAAACUUUGCGACGCAGUGCUAGAAGAUGAACGAAGUUUCAUAAAGCACAUAAUCUUCACGGACAAUCACGAAGAAGUUAUUGACGCAGUGAAAAUUGAAGGAAAAUAUGAGGAAAUUCGUAUUGAGGGCUCAAAAUGCUGUGGAUGUGAUGUCAUGUGUGAUAAUGAAAAGGAAAUGCAGAAGCACAUUGAAGAACUACACCUUCCAGGUUCAGUGGAAGACGAUCGAGAAUUCAAAUGUAAUAGGUGUUUCAAGGGAUUCCAUCGAAUGAAUCACCUUGCGCGUCAUGAAUCGGAUGCGCAAAAGAAGCUAUCGUAUCGUUGUUUUACCGAAAGAUGCAAUUACACAACGAUCCACAAGAGACAGAUACUGAAACAUAUAACUACGAAGUACACUCAUCGAAAUCUACCUCGAAAAACGGCAAAAACUCAUAGAACAGAUGAUCUUAGUGGCGAAUACUGCCGCUAUAGUUGUUGCUUCGCGCGUUGCUAUGAAGUUUUUGAUUCGUACGAAGAGCUUGAAGAUCAUGCAGAAUCAGUUCACGAGAUGCUACGCAUUCAACACACACAGGAUCGAGAAUCUACCCAAGCUGUUUGCAUGAUAUGCUUGAAGGGAUUCGAAAAUGAACAGGCUUGCGAGAAACAUCGGUCAACUGAUAGAAACCAGAAAUAUGUGUGCCUGAAGUGUGGAGUACAAUAUGUUUCGAAAUCAACAUUGUUGCAACAUGAGCGCAGCAAAUGUGGUAAGGUUGCACAGUACCAAUGCACUCAGUGCGACAAAACAUUUGUGUCGCUAGGGGGACUCCGCAAUCACCAAGAAGUACAUAGCCAGAAGCGGUCGCACGUUUGUGAUACCUGUGGUAGAGGAUUUCUGAGGAAAGGAAUUCUAAAGGACCACAUAAACACAGUCCAUUCCAAGGUCAGGCUAUUUCAGUGCUCUCUUUGUCCAAAAUCCUUCACCAGCCGGAACGUUUUCCAGUCGCACCAAAUGACUCACACCAAGGAGAAACCAUACCAAUGUAGACAUUGUGAGAAGCGGUACUACAAGACCAGUGAUAGAACCAUGCACGAGAAUCAGGUACAUUUGGGAAUCAGACCGUUCCAGUGCAAUUUCUGUACGGCAUCAUUUAUACGGGAUCGUGAGCGUAGACUUCAUGAGCGGACGCACACAAAGACAAAGCUUUACAACUGUGACAUGUGCUCAGAAGGAUACAACAAGUUUGCAGAGUACAAGUCGCAUCGCUUGAAGGAACACGGUUUGGAAACCCUUCGUGAUUUAGGACCAGCGAUAAUGGCCGCAGUGCGUGGUGAGCAAAGGCAGGAAUUCCCUGGAAAACCGCAUUGUAAACUGGAGAUUGAAGUUUGUGAUAUGGUGGAAUAAUUGCACAUUAAUAAAUUGAGUGUUACGCUUGUACUA